UGGGACUGACUCGGAGUGUGUGGCCUUGUCUGUCCCAGGGAGGGAGCGUCUGUGGGAUUCCAGCACACCAAGAAUUCUGACUUUGUGAGGCUGCUGUGGGAGUCUGGUCUCUCUGACUCUGCGUGGUUGUGGCCAAGGGUGUGCGUUUUUGUCAGACGGCCUAAGCGUGGCUGGGUCUGACAGGUGGAGUUUGUGGGUACUUAGGUGUGUGUCUGUGUGGGUGUGUGAUUGCAGCAGAGUCUGAUCAUGGGUCUAAAAUUGGGCAGCUCACGUCUUAACUAUGUGAGGGGCAUGCUGAUUUGAUGGAGGCUGCAGGCAGUAUUGGGGGGCCUCGGGGCACUGAGGUCAGUUGGGAGUAAGGGGGACAAGUUAUGAACUUGGCCUGCUGGGGCAUGGACGAGGCAGUUUGGGGCACAUUGUCUGCGGAGAGCCUCUCAGGAGGCGUUUGAGGGUUGGCAGAGGAGGCACAUGAAGUUUCGUGAGUGAGAAGGGCUCUUGGAGAAUGGCUCAGGGAUUCUGCUGGCAGGUGCCCCGCUGUGGGUGGGGGCUGGGAACAGAACAAGGCUUACAUGUGAGAGCGGGAGGGGUGCCUCUGGGUGGUGGGUCCUGGCUGAGACUCUGGGGUGGGCCCAGGGGGGUCAGCCAGAGGGCUUCCUGUGUCCUGAGGGUGAUUUUGAGUUUUGAGAUGUGGCUGAAGACAUAUUUGUGUGUUUAUACCCUGGUGACCAAUGCGUUUAUCUGAAAAUAUGCAUUUUUCCACAAGUUUGUGUGUGUGUCUGUGUGGUUUACCUGCUGUUUGAAGUGUGAAUCUGUUUUUUUGUGGAGGAGCAAGUGGUUUUUUUUGUUUUUAAAAGGCCCUCAAGCUGAGGGGGGUGUCUCUGAUUUUCCAGGAGUGUCUGUGACUGCAGUGUGUGUGUGUGCAUGUGUGUGUGUGCGUGUGCGUGUGCGUGUGUGUGUGCAUGCCUGGGUGUUGCCGAGCUUGUAGGUGAAUUUCUGCAUGUCUGUCUGUCUGUCUGAUCUGAUAGUAGGUGUCAGGCUUUUCAAGCAGACCUACAAGGCUGAGGGAGUGAGUCUGAGAUUUAAAGUAAGCCCUUGGGAGUAGGAGUCAGGGGAGACCAAGAGGGGAGCCCCAGUGGGCAUCUGAGAGGGGGAACCUCUGGGGGGGUGGCCCCGGGUGAGGCUGGGGGUGGACCCUGGGGUGUCAGGCCGAGGUGGCCUGGGGGUCUGGGAGGGGGCCCUUUGAGAUUUAAGCCUGCAGAUGUGUGUGUGCUGAGUGGGUGUGGGUCUGGGCGUGCCUAGUAUUUGAAGCUGUGUGUCUGCACAUUUGUGUGCGUGUGUGAGUGUGUGUGUUCGUGCGUGCGUGUGUGUGAACAUGCCCGAGUGUUGCUGAACAUGUGGGUGUGUUGCUGCCCAUUUGUGUGUGUGUGUGUGAGGAUCUACAAGUGGGUCUUAAUUUGAACAAGUGGGACUCUGAAGCCAGAGGGGUGUCUCUGAGUGUUGGAAGGGGUCCCCCUGCGUGGAGGGGUGUGCUUGUGAGUCCUGGGCAGGAGGUCAGUGGCGGGAGGGGGCGUCAUUGUGUGUGUGACGAUUGUGUAGGACCCACCUGUCCCCCACCCGCCCCUGAGGGGUCCCCAGGCUCCUGUGUCUCUGCAGCAUGAUCUCCGGUGCCUUUCCCUGGGAGGCCCAGCCUGGACAGUGGGGGAGGGCUGCUGGGAGAGGGGACGGAUUCUGAGCCCCGCAGGAACCCCUGAGUGAUGGGGGCCAGUGGUGAGGGGAGGCUGGGGGCCUUCCUGGAGGAAGAGGCCCCCUUCCCUCCCCCAUCAUAAGAUGGCAGCCAACACGCUGAUGCCUGAGCUGGUAUCAGAGGUUGUUUUAACACCUGAUUUGUGUUGAGAGUGGGGAGGGUGGGAUUGUGCGUGUUGCUGGGGGAUGCAGUGCCGUUCAUUCCUGAGUUUGUCCACAGCGGCCCGGGGCAGCGCCAAGGACAGGGCCCUGAGGAAGUCCGGCCGCUCCUGUGCUCCCAGACGGAACCCAGGGAAGGCCUGUCGUGUCAUGAUGCUGCCUCUCAGCACCAUCGAGGGCAAGGACAUCCCCACCGAGGAGGUGAAGACCAAGCCGCCUGAGAAAGGAGCCCUGCCUUCUGAGAAGCCGGAUGAGCCGCCGAACAACUCCUCCAAAAAGGAGGGAAGGAUGUCAGUCAAACUCCUGCCGAUCUGCCCUGUGCAGUGCCAGGGAGGACUCUAAAAAAAAUUCUUCUUAUUAGAGAAGAAGCCAACUGUUUGCUUCGCCUAUUACUUGGAAACGGAUGACUCUGACUCUGAUCCGCAGUCUCCUCCUGAAACUUGGAAACCUGGUUCAGAUGGCGCCUCCCCUUCGAAGCCUGGUGAGGAGUAUCAGGAAGUCCAGACGUGGGAAUGUCCCCUGUGCUGCCUCAGCAUCCUCUGCCUUUCCUAAUACCUGACAUCCCUCUGCUUCCUGCUCUACACCACGCUCUCCUGAAACGUGCAUGCUGGGCCACUGUGGUGUAAAAUCCCAAAAUACAGACACUUAAAUUGGCUGAAAUUGA
This is a messenger RNA of Sus scrofa (pig), 2566 nucleotides long. Lineage: Eukaryota; Metazoa; Chordata; Mammalia; Artiodactyla; Suidae. The record is from RefSeq and is a predicted model, not a curated record.